GCGCGGAGAGAAAUUUGACUGCUCCAGUCACCAAUUAGGAGAGAGGUCGAGGAUAUGAGCCAAUCGGAGUGGGGAAAAGGGGUAGGACGCCAGCGUCCUCCCGCCCCCGAGAGGGUGAGCGCGGAAUGUCUCCGGCCCUCCCCUGCGCCUCAGCCUCAGUGCGGAGUCCUCGGCGGCGUGAGGAGAAGCGGUAGCCGGUAGCCUCGGUGGCGCAGCAGAAGCUGCGGGAACCGGUCCCGAAACCACACCCACGUCGCUGCUCCUGUCCUCUUUUGCCCUCUCGGCGUCCCACCGGAGACCGCGUUCCCGGAGGAGAGCGGCCGCCCACGCCCCGAGCAUCCUCCCCUGUCGAGCGGGCGCUGACAGACCCAGCGGCAUGAUGCGACUGCGAGGCUCGGCGAUGCUGCGGGACCUGCUCCUGCGGCCUCCCGCCGCCACCUGCGCGGCUCUGAGGCGGGCACAGCCCCUCGCCACACAGUGCCGGCGUCCCCAAGGCGGGGGACAGGGGGCCGCGGGCCCAGCGGCCGCCGCGCGACUCUACCCGUGGUGGGGCGGGGGCGGCCGGCCGGCGGGGCCCCUCGCGCGGGCACUGUCUAGCUCCCCCUCGGAGAUCCUGCAGGAGCUGGGCAAGGGGGGCCCGCAGCAGCAGCAGCAGCAGCAGCAGCAGCAGCAGCAACAACAUCCCGGGGCGUCGCCGCCCGCGGCCCCAUCGGCUCCCGGCCCCAAGGACGGCUCCGGGGAGACUGACGCGUUCGGCAACAGUGAGGGCAAGGAGCUGGUGGCCUCAGGCGAAAAUAAAAUAAAACAGGGUCUGUUACCUAGCUUGGAAGAUUUGCUGUUCUAUACAAUUGCAGAAGGACAAGAGAAAAUACCUGUUCAUAAAUUUAUUACAGCACUCAAAUCUACAGGAUUGCGAACGUCUGAUCCCAGGUUGAAAGAGUGUAUGGAUAUGUUAAGAUUAACUCUUCAAACAACAUCAGAUGGUGUCAUGCUAGACAAAGAUCUUUUUAAAAAAUGUGUUCAGAGCAACAUUGUUUUGUUGACACAAGCCUUUAGAAGAAAGUUUGUCAUUCCUGACUUUAUGUCUUUUACCUCUCACAUUGAUGAGUUAUUUGAAAGUGCUAAAAAGCAGUCUGGAGGAAAGGUUGCAGAUUAUAUUCCUCAGCUAGCCAAGUUCAGUCCUGAUUUGUGGGGUGUGUCUGUGUGUACAGUAGAUGGACAGAGGCAUUCUAUUGGAGAUACCAAAGUUCCAUUUUGUCUUCAGUCCUGUGUAAAACCUUUGAAAUAUGCCAUUGCUGUUAAUGAUCUUGGAACAGAAUAUGUGCAUCGAUAUGUUGGGAAAGAGCCAAGUGGAUUAAGAUUCAACAAACUGUUUUUAAAUGAAGAUGAUAAGCCACACAAUCCUAUGGUAAAUGCUGGAGCAAUUGUUGUGACUUCAUUAAUAAAGCAAGGAGUGAAUAAUGCUGAAAAAUUUGACUAUGUGAUGCAGUUUUUGAAUAAGAUGGCUGGCAAUGAAUAUGUUGGAUUCAGUAAUGCAACGUUUCAGUCUGAAAGAGAAAGUGGAGAUCGAAAUUUUGCAAUAGGAUAUUACCUAAAAGAAAAAAAGUGUUUUCCAGAAGGCACAGACAUGGUUGGUAUAUUAGACUUCUAUUUCCAGCUAUGCUCCAUUGAAGUAACUUGUGAAUCAGCCAGUGUGAUGGCUGCAACACUGGCUAAUGGUGGUUUCUGUCCAAUUACUGGUGAGAGAGUACUGAGCCCUGAAGCAGUUCGAAAUACACUGAGUUUGAUGCAUUCCUGUGGCAUGUAUGAUUUCUCAGGGCAGUUUGCUUUCCAUGUUGGUCUUCCUGCAAAAUCCGGAGUUGCUGGGGGCAUUCUUUUAGUUGUCCCCAAUGUCAUGGGCAUGAUGUGCUGGUCUCCUCCUCUGGACAAGAUGGGCAACAGUGUUAAAGGAAUUCAUUUCUGUCAUGAUCUUGUUUCUCUCUGUAAUUUCCAUAACUAUGAUAAUCUGAGACACUUUGCAAAAAAACUUGAUCCUCGAAGAGAAGGUGGUGAUCAAAGGCAUUCCUUUGGACCAUUGGACUAUGAAAGUCUCCAACAAGAACUUGCUUUAAAAGAGACAGUAUGGAAAAAAGUGUCACCUGAGUCAAAUGAGGACAUCUCUACAACUGUAGUAUAUAGAAUGGAAAGUCUGGGAGAGAAAAGCUAAAGAAAUGGGUUCUAGUUUCAGAAUGUUCUUCAUUUAACCUCUCAAACAUCUUUAGCUUUUUGCAUACUAUAAAUAUUUAUUUGAGUUUUUUGUGUUCUCAACCUUGGGUGCUGGAGCCAUAAAGCUUUUUUUCCUUUUAAUUUUUGUAUAAAGAUAAGAGAUUAAAAAGUGGAUUUGUUGGUCUUUAAAAAAGUAUUUAUAAAUAAGUAAAGCAAAUUUGCUUUAUUUUUGAAGAUGCAAAAAGGAAAAAUUCCUUUAAAUUUUAUCAUGGUAUAAUUAAAAUUUUAACUUAAUCCUCAUUUUAAAAUAGUAACAAAUAUUUAAUUUUUUGGUUCUAAAACCCACACACUGAACUCAUAAAUUUCAUUACAUUUUGUAUUUUCUUUCCCAGUUUUAAAACUUACAUGAUGUCUGUAGGGGCAGUAGAAAGUUAUUUCUAUGCUAAAUAUAAAACUAAAAAGGCAAAAUUAAUGAAUCCCAAAUUAUUUAAUAUAGCAGUAGAUUAUAAAAUUAGCUUAAGUUUAUAUUUUAUGCCAUUUUUAGUGAUAGAUUGGCUUUAAAUUUUUAAAACUUCAUUUUAAAUUUUAUCAAACAGUUCAAAAUAUAAAUCAUGUCUUUGCUUUUUUUAUUUUGCAAUUCCUCUAUGUUCUGUCAAAAUUGUCAUGUACAGGAGUGUCUUAUGUUACUAAAACAUUCCAGCCAAAGAAUUUCAGAAGUAAGAUAAUGACGUUUCACUGUUAAAAAGCUAUAAUGGUUACUCAGAAGGAGCAACAGUGGGUGUCUUCAAGUGAAAUGUUUACCUGAACAAUUUUAUUUUCAUAUUAUCCACAUUACUUUUUCUGUGUUAUAUUUAAGUAUGAAUGGUGAAGUCUUGGGUUUUAGCUUUUAAUAUUUUUAUUAUCCUAAUAAUUUCACAAAUGCUAAUGAAUCUUUUAUGAUAAAUUAUAAUAACAUCUCAUAAAGUUUGUUUUAUUUGAACUCUUUUGGAGUACUUAGGAAAUGAAUUCAAUCUGAUGGUAGUAAGUAUGCUACUAAAAUGUUAGAUCUGAAUCCUUUUGUUUGGUUAUAAAAUGCAAUAUUGAGAAUCAAAACUUGUUUUUAAGAGAAGGACUAUUUUGAAUAAUUUAAAAGGUUUAAAGUCUGUCUUGGCAAAGUGAUUGUAAAAUUCUGUAGGACCUAUUCACACUUCUUCCUUCUUCCAAAUAUCUCUUCGGUUUUCCCCCCAGUUUCCCACACCUACAAGGUGUUUUUGGUUUUUUAUCCAUUCUUAAACUUGUAGAUUUUGGAGGGGCAGUGAUGGGGUCUGGGGUCUAGAAGGAGAACUUGAUAGUUUGUUUUUUUUAGUGUUAUGGCAUAUAUGUGGUAGAUAACAUCUAUGAAAGUAAAUAAUAGUGUAGUAAAAAAGGUUUCACUGAGUAAUUUAGAUACUGGUGCAAAAUAAAUAUAGAAAACCUGAUCAUAUGAUGUCUGGAGCUUGGGAACUAUGAUAAUAGAAAAAGAAGUUCCCUUCCAAAGGUAUUGGUCAGAAGCUUUUUGGGCUAACUUAAGUAUUAAACUUAAAUAUUUAAAUAAUUAUAUGUUAAGUUUUAAAGGAUUUUAUGGUUACUUGAAUAUUUCUCUAAUGUAUAAAUGCAUAUCUCACCGGAUACUUCUGGCUUGGCCGUUUAUAGGGGAGUGGUUUUUUUGAAGUCCUCACCUCUGCAACACCUUUAAACAGUAUCAUUUGUACUAUGAGUUCCACCAAAGCCAUUUACAGUUUGGGGAAUGUCUUAAUUGAUAGAUUGGGGAAAAAGUUUUACUUUUUCCCCUAUGCUCUAAAUUGUUACACUUUACUAUUUCAUUUGGAGAUUGGUUUUACUUUAUAAAAUGAAAAUUUAAUAUUUCCUAUUGUGUCCAUAUGUAUAGAUUUCAAAAUUAUGUUGUUAAUUUACGGCACUUAUGUUGGUAAGUGCACACUUACCAGGGAAGUAGCAUUAUCUAAGCUAACUGUGUUUUAAAAGUCUUGUUAAGGAUGAGCAUCCAGAAAUUUUUGUAGGAAGGUAUCCAAAUGGAAGAAGAGGGAAGAUACUGUGAAUAGGCCCCCAAACUUUACCUUAAGAAAAAAAAAAAAAAAGGAAAAUCUUUGCCAGAUUUAAGGACAUUCUUUAAAUUGAUUCCUUCAGUAUUUUUAAUACCUUUUCAAAUAAAAUUCUUGAAAAGUACCCAGUAUUGUGGAUUUAAUGUUUCAUGCCAUUAUUGAUUCUUGAUAUUCAAGCAUUUAGAAAUUAGCACAUUUGUUUUUCCUUUUUUUUAUUAACAUUUCGUUUGAAAUGCAUAUCCUUCCUGAAAUACUUUAUUUUUAGCAUAAAUGUUGUGCAUUUUAUCUUAGUGUUUAGAUUAAAACAUUUGUGUUAUUUAGCUUUCUUUCAUUUGCUUUGUAUAUUUAAUAAUGUACCUUUUAUUUUCCAGUAUGCCUUUUUGUAUUGUACAAUAAAUUUAUUUUAAGCUGAUUUUAUUGGUUUUUUUUUGAUGAAAGCAACUCUAGCAUUUUAAGUACAAGUAGUUGAAUUUUAACAAAAGAUUUGCUUUAUCAAGAUACUAUUAAAAUGUUUUAUAUUUUUAAUUCUGAGGCUGUUGUGAAGAGAUACUAGAAAUACUCAAAAGGGCUUUGUUUGAUUUUUUUAUUUUUAAGCGAAGUAUAGAGUUAGUGGGGUUUUUUGAGGGAGAGGACAUUUCCUAUUGGUUGUACUAGAAGUAUUUGAAUAAAGACUUUUCACCCAA
Messenger RNA from Callorhinus ursinus (northern fur seal), 4966 nucleotides. It is a transcript of the gene GLS, whose product is annotated as glutaminase. Gene Ontology annotation, molecular function: protein binding; glutaminase activity. NCBI's taxonomy places the organism in Eukaryota, Metazoa, Chordata, Mammalia, Carnivora, Otariidae. The record is from RefSeq and is a predicted model, not a curated record. Gene Ontology annotation, biological process: L-glutamine catabolic process.